AAAAAACACGGCCGUCUUUCUUCGUCGCGAGCAGCCGCGACGUGAGAUGCCCCGGGCGCCAUGGCCAACCCCUCGCUCCGUCCGGCAGGCCACGGAGCUCCACGCCCUCCUCACCGCUUCCGGCCGCCUCCUCCACCAGCCCUCCGCCGCGCACCUCCUCAACUCCCUCGCCAGCUGCACUUCCCCCGGCGACCCGCUCCACCUCCGCUACGCGCUCAGCCUGUUCGACCGAAUGCCCUGCUCCACCUUCCUCUUCGACACCGCGCUCCGCGCCUGCUUCCGCGCCUCCUCGGGACCCGUGCACCCAAUCCUCCUCUACCGGCGGAUGCGCCGCGGGGGCGUGCCCCCGGACGCCUUCACGUUCCACUUCCUCUUCAAGUGCUGCGCCCGCGGCGGCGCGCACGUCCUCCUGUGCCGGAUGCUGCACGCCGCGUGCUUCCGUACCAUGCUCCCCUCCGCCGUGCCGCUCAUUGCGAGCCCUCUCAUCCAUAUGUACGCUGAGCUUGGGCUCCCGGGCGAUGCCCGCUGGGCUUUCGACGAGGCUUCCGUGAAGGACGCGGUUGCUUGGACGACGGUCAUCAGUGGGCUGGCCAAGACGGGGCUGCUCGAUGAUGCGCGGCGCCUUCUGGCGCGGGCUCCGGCGAGGAACGUGGUCGCUUGGACUGGUUUGAUUUCAGGCUACUCGCGUGCUGGUCGGGCCGCUGAGGCUGUGGAUUGCUUCAACCGCAUGCUUUCUGAUGGCAUUGCACCAGAUGAGGUUACCGUGAUUGGCGUGCUCUCGGCAUGUGCUCAGCUGAAGGAUUUGGAUUUUGGAUGCUCACUGCACAUGCUGGUUGGGGACAAGAGGAUGUUGAUGAGUAACAAACUUGUAGUUGCGCUCAUCGACAUGUAUGCCAAGUGUGGUGACAUUGGCCGUGCAAGGGAGGUUUUUGAUGCUUUAGGUAGGGGCCGAGGACCCCAGCCAUGGAAUGCUAUGAUUGAUGGAUACUGCAAGGUAGGCCAUGUUGACAUUGCACGCUCUCUGUUUGAUCAGAUGGAGGACCAUGACAUCAUCACAUUUAACUCGUUGAUCACUGGGUACAUCCAUGGUGGCCGGCUUAGAGAAGCGCUACUUCUUUUCACGAAGAUGAGGAGACAUGGUUUGCGUGCUGAUAAUUUUACCUUGGUGGGCCUUCUAACUGCUUCAGCAAGUUUAGGUGCAUUGCCACAGGGCAGGGCCUUGCACGCUUGCAUUGAGCAGAGGCUGGUGGAAAGAGAUGUUUACCUCGGUACUGCACUCUUGGACAUGUACAUGAAGUGUGGGAGGGUGGAAGAGGCGACUGUUGCUUUCAAACAGAUGAGUGUGAGAGAUGUUCACACUUGGAGCGCCAUGAUUGGAGGUCUCGCAUUCAAUGGGAUGGGUAUGGCUGCUCUGGAGCACUUCUUCUGGAUGAAGUGUGAUGGCUUUCAUGCCAAUUCAGUUACAUACAUUGCUGUUCUGACUGCAUGUAGUCAUUCAUGCCUACUGGAUGAAGGCCGUCUGUAUUUCGACGAGAUGAGAUUGGUGCACAAUAUACGCCCCCAAAUUGAGCACUAUGGCUGCAUGAUAGAUUUGCUGGGUCGCAGUGGACUUCUGGAUGAAGCUAUGGAUCUUGUGCGGUCCAUGCCAAUGCAGCCAAAUGCUGUGAUAUGGGGCUCCAUCUUGAGUGCUUGUAGAGUCCACAAGAACGUCGAUCUAGCUCGAAAUGCUGCAGAUCAUCUUCUGAAGCUAGAGCCAGCUGAGGAUGCUGUCUAUGUCCAGAUGUACAACAUUUACAUUGAUUCUAGACAAUGGGAAGAUGCAUCAAAAAUAAGGAGAUUGAUGGAAGAAAGGGGUGUGAAGAAGACUGCAGGUUACAGCUCGAUUGCCGUGGCUGGGCAGGUGCAUAAGUUUAUAGUUGGUGACCGAUCGCAUCCACGCAUAAUGGAGAUUAUUGUAACGUUGGACGAGAUUAGACGCAGGUUAAAGUCAGUAGGAUAUUCACCUAUCACGUCGCAGAUAACAGUGGAUGUCGAUGAGGAAGAGAAAGAACAGGCACUUUUAGCACACAGUGAGAAAUUGGCCAUUGCAUUUGGCCUCAUUAGUCUAGCACCAAACCUGCCUGUUCAUAUCAUAAAGAAUCUCCGGGUCUGCGAGGACUGCCACUCUGCAAUCAAGUUGAUCUCAAGGCUUUGGAACCGGGAAAUCAUUGUGAGAGACCGGAGUCGGUUCCAUCACUUCAGGGGCGGAGCAUGUUCUUGCAAUGAUUUUUGGUGAUUAACGUUUUGUAAGGCGCUGGUCCUGGUGUAAAGCUUGAAGGAUGAGGAAACACUAGACAUAAUACUAUUUCAUCUUCAGAGUAGCUUUCAAGCCGUGGCCAAAGGAAAAGAAGGUCAGUUGUGUCAAACUGAUGAAUACCAGUUGGCUCACUGGAAAUGAGCUCCUCUUCACACGGUAACAUUCAUCACACACAUAGUCCAGGUGGAGAUCGAACUGAUGGAAGUGAAUGUUAUCCAUGUUCUUCUCGUGUAAUCUGUAUGGCUGCCCUUGUUUCCUAAUCUGCAGUUCUGUCACUUGUUGCCAUGUUAAUGAAGAGGCCAGCCCGGUGACUCCCAAGGGGUAAAAAAUGUAGACAAAGGAGGUGGCGCAUCCACGGCACCCUGCAGCCAUGAUUCCAUGCUCGACGCUCGGUGAGGCAAAGUGGAAUUCCUACGGCUUCCUUUCUCCCAAGGUCUGGAAUUCACUUUUAUGGAGCUAUGAAGCACAUGAUGAAAAUGUGCUGGGAAAGAGAGCUGCAAACAUGCUGAUAGAUGGUGGGAGAAGGAGAGUG
This is a messenger RNA of Triticum dicoccoides, 2828 nucleotides long. RefSeq names its product pentatricopeptide repeat-containing protein At4g21065-like. The transcript is spliced from 3 exons. Gene Ontology annotation, molecular function: zinc ion binding; protein binding; RNA binding. The coding region runs from base 47 to 2275 and encodes 742 amino acids. NCBI's taxonomy places the organism in Eukaryota, Viridiplantae, Streptophyta, Magnoliopsida, Poales, Poaceae. Gene Ontology annotation, biological process: RNA modification. The record is from RefSeq and is a predicted model, not a curated record.